AGAAACGCACGGACGGACGCGCUUGUCCGUAAUUCUAAUAAUGUACUCAAACACAAUACGUAUUGCGAUAUUACUGAUAAUACCAUUCAAUGUUAUUUCACUAAACAUUCUAAGUAUACUACCGUAUCAUGGAAAGAGUCAUUUUUUUGUAUUUAAAGUGUAUUUACAAGAAUUAGCAAGACGAGGUCACAAUGUAACAGUGAUAUCACACUUUCCGCAAACUGACCCGCCGAGGAAUUAUCAUGACAUAAGUUUAGCUGGGACUAUCGAAGCUAUUGAAGAUAAUUUACCGUUUCAUAGAUCAUUCCUUAGUAUACUCGAAGUUGGUUUAUAUUUAACGAACUCGGGUAAAGUGAAUUGUGAAAUAAUGCUAGCUAAUAAAGAUGUACAAAAACUUGUUAAAGAUAGACCAAGGUUUGAUGUUAUUGUUGUUGAACAAUUUAACAGUGAUUGUGCUUUGGGUAUAGCUUAUAAGCUGCAAGCGCCCGUUGUUGGUAUAAUGUCUCACAUUUUAAUGCCAUGGCAUUAUAACAGAUUCGGAAUUCCGAGCAACCCAUCGUUCGUUCCCUUCCACUUUUUGGAAGGUGGAACGAAACCUACAUUGAUGCAGAAAGUUGAAAGAACCGUUUUAGAUGUUUAUUUUAAAACAAUGUUUUAUGUAUUUAGUCAGAGAAGCAAUGAGCAAACACUUGCAAAAUAUUUCGACGACGUACCUCCCUUGGAAAAUUUGGCUAGAGAAAUAAAAUUUUUACUUAUAUAUCACAAUUUUAUUUUAACUGGGUCAAGACUGUUUCCGGCUAAUGUUAUUGAAGUUGGCGGCUAUCAUGUAAAAGAAACCAAGCCCUUAACCGGAGAAUUGCUUAAAUUCAUGGAAGAAGCAGAACAUGGCGUAGUAUACAUAAGUUUUGGUUCAGUCGUCAAAAGCUCUACAAUGCCAGAAGACAAGGUCAAAGCCGUUCUAGAAGCUAUAGCAGAACUUCCACAGAGAUUUAUAUGGAAAUGGGAAAACCAAAAUAUGCUAUUGGAAAAAAAUAAGCUUUACACAUCCAACUGGUUGCCACAAGUGGAUAUAUUAGGUAAUCCCAAAACAUUGGCCUUUUUAUCACAUGCUGGGAUGGGCAGCACAACAGAAGCAAUACACUUUGGAGUGCCAAUGGUAGCGAUGCCUGUGAUUGGUGACCAGCCAGCUAAUGCUGCUGCUAUCGAAGAAAGUGGACUUGGAGUACAGCUACAAAUCAGUGACUUAACAAAAGAUAAUUUAGUCGCUGCCUUCAAAAAGGUGUUAGAUCCGACAUUCCGAAAAAACGCAAAACUAUUAUCAAAGGCAUGGCAUGACCGCCCUAUGGCUCCUUUGGAUACUGCAAUUUACUGGACAGAAUAUGCUGCUCGUUAUCCUAACAUGACAUUUAGAUCAGCAGCCGCCGAUGUACCUUCUUAUCAAUACUAUAAUUUAGACGUCAUUGGCGUUUUUGCGAUCGCAUUAUUAUCAACAAUAUAUAUAUUUAAAGGUAUUGUGUACACGAUAUGUUGUAAAAACAGGAAAACGACAAGCAACAACGAACAUUCUAGUAAAAAUAAAAACAAAAGAAGAUCUAAGCGCGAAUAAACUUUUAAAGUAAUAAUUUUGUCGUUUACACAUUGUAUACGACGAAAUGACGAAGCAGAAAUAAGAUUAUGAACUAGAAUUCGUCGUCAAUUAGCUUGCUUUGUGUGAUGAAAUAUGGACAAUCAAAAUUGUGUGACAAUAGACGCUUUAUUUUUUUUUUGCUUUGUAUAUUUAUUUGUUAAUAAAGCAACA
Messenger RNA from Vanessa atalanta (red admiral), 1798 nucleotides. RefSeq names its product UDP-glucosyltransferase 2-like. NCBI's taxonomy places the organism in Eukaryota, Metazoa, Arthropoda, Insecta, Lepidoptera, Nymphalidae. The record is from RefSeq and is a predicted model, not a curated record. The transcript is spliced from 4 exons. Gene Ontology annotation, molecular function: UDP-glycosyltransferase activity. The coding region runs from base 41 to 1606 and encodes 521 amino acids.